This is a messenger RNA of Alosa sapidissima (American shad), 1084 nucleotides long. RefSeq lists its product as uncharacterized. The coding region runs from base 269 to 1084 and encodes 271 amino acids. The transcript has 2 exons. The record is from RefSeq and is a predicted model, not a curated record. Gene Ontology annotation, molecular function: nucleic acid binding. NCBI's taxonomy places the organism in Eukaryota, Metazoa, Chordata, Actinopteri, Clupeiformes, Clupeidae.
UUAGAAGGAGAGGACAAGGAGGAGCAAGAAGAGGACGAGGAGGGGGAAGAGGAAGGGUAAGAAGAGGAAGAAAUAGAAUUACUGAUGACAUCAGAGCUACAAUAGUGGACCAUGUCAUCAACCAUGGAAUGACCCUGAGGGAAGCUGGCCAACGGGUUCAGCCUAACUUGAGCCGCUACACUGUAGCAAGCAUUAUACGGAUAUUUCGAAAUGAGAAUCGGUUAGUACAGUCACUUUUCACUAAGUUUUGUAGCACUGCCAUACUCUAAUGAGAAACAACAAUACCAUACAUGUAAAAAUACUGACAUUGUUACUUUACAGAAUUGCUAGACGUCCAGAUGUUGGGGGCAGAGGAAGAAUGUUCACUGCUGAACAAGAGACCCAUAUAGUCAAUAUGGUGAUUGCAAAUAAUGCCAUAAGGCUACGGGAAAUACAGCAGCGCAUAAUUGAGGAUAACAUCAACUUCCAAAACAUAAACAAUGUGAGCAUUUCUGCGUUAUCUCGUAUACUUGCCCGCAACAGAAUCCGCAUGAAACAAGUCUACAGGGUCCCUUUUGAAAGAAACAGUGACCGUGUAAAACAACUGCGAUAUGACUAUGUGCAGAGGGUGAUGGAGCUAGAGGCAGAUGCCAUGGGUCAUGAGCUGCUUUUUGUGGAUGAGGCAGGUUUCAAUCUCACUAAAACAAGGAGACGAGGCAGUAAUGUUCAGGGACAAGAGCAGACCAGCUAUGUCAUCAUAUGGGACAAUGUUAGCUUCCAUAGGGCUGCUUUGGUCCGCAACUGGUUUACAGAUCACCCGCUCUUCACUGUAGUCUACCUCCCCCCAUACUCUCCAUUCCUAAACCCAAUCGAAGAGUUCUUCUCUGCCUGGCGCUGGAAGGUGUAUGACCGUCAUCCCCAUCAGCGCAUAGCCCUUUUACAGGCAAUGGAGGAGGCAUGUGGGGAUGUUGACCAGGCAUCAUGUCAGGCCUGGAUACGGCAUUCCAGAAGAUAUUUUCCCCGGUGCCUUGGACUAGAGAAUAUUGCAUGUGAUGUAGAUGAAAUUUUGUGGCCGGACCCAGAGAGACGACAUGAUGUAGACUGA